UCUUCCAAUCCUUUGUUACCCAUUUUGAUUAUGCUAACCACUCAUAGAAAAAAUCAAGUUAAUCACUAGGAUAAACAAAUUUGGAUAAAAAAAAGGUGCUAUCAAAUUAAAAAAAAUUUAAUUAAAAAAGGCAAAUUAAAAAAAUCUGUGUGAACUCCGUCAAUGGAGAACGCUUCAAUAGAGAACGAGAAGCUUCAUCUUCUUCCUCCUCCUUCAUGCGAUCCCCAUUUGCCUUCAUCAUCCUCUUCCUCCUCCGCAACCAUUUCUGACAAUUUCGUAAUCGAUUUAAACGAAAUCCCAAGAACAAAUGGAGAAUAGAAUGACAUGGUUAACCAAUACGGGUAGGAGUGUCGUCCUCUUUCAUUAAUUUCCCCCAUUAAAGCCUAGUCUUGAGCUCCAUUGAAGUUUCUUGUAAGCUUCGUCAAAAUCGUUCUCUUAGUUUUAUUUAAUUUCGAAAACGACCUUGCUUUUAGUAGUUAAAAUUACGAAGAUACCCUAUAUGUUAUCUAGGUUUUUCGGUAUUUAGAGAGCCACAAGAACGAGUGAUGAAAAUCGAUUCCAAAUUUGACUGAAAUCGGGAGAAAAACUCUAAGCAUAUGAGUUAUCUCUCACUCUCUAUAUAUUAUCCAGGUGAUUGACUUGUAUUUUCUAAACCACACCAGCCAUAAUAUUUUCAACAAUUGCCCAAAAAAGGAAAAAUAAAAUAAAAAAUCAUGUGCUAAAAACUCACUUGCGAGUGCUUAGAGCUAAAACCCUGACAUAAACCUUACAAAUUACAAAAAAAAUAAAAAAUAAAAAAAUCUUGCCUUUCUUAUCGCUUUUUUUCUGUGUUUCUAACAUCCUAAUUCUCUCUCCAUAAUUGCUCUUGCUCCAGUUUAAUGCCAUAAAAAUGGCUAAUUUAUCAACUAACUGGGUUUUUCAAGAUAGAGGAUUGAGGUGUUUGAUUCCAUGUGAUACAUCAUUUUUCAAGGCCUCAUUUGUUGCUUCAUCUUCCAAUGCAAUGUUACCAGACAGAGGGAGGCUGCGUCUUCCAUCAGUUAGGUCUCGGUCACACAUUAUAAAAGGUAAAAAGGAGGACGAAUCCUUUGAGGAAGUAUCUGUUGAACGUGCACCAUAUCACAGUUAUUUGGACUCAACGUCGGGGAGGAUUGAACCUGCCUCUGGUGCACGUGCAAGUAUUCCAGGACAGGAGUACUGGCCUGAAGGCACUGUUGAUCGAGUCAGGGCUGCCAGGGCUCCAGCACCAAAAGGAGAGUCAACAAGUGCUUCAUCCUUUGGGAAGAGGCCUGGAAGCAGACGUAAAAACUACAAAGGAUCUGUUUCUUUUGCUGGCUCUCAGGAAACAAGUCCAGUCACUUCUGACCCUGCUAUAACAGAGGCUUCAGAUGAUGUUGAUGAUUCUAAAGACGAUUCUUCAGAAUAUGUUAUCUACCAAUCAGAUCUUGAAACUGAGGAGUUAAGUGAAUAUGAGCUGGACAAAAAAUUUGGACGACCUCAUCCCUUUGUUGAUCCAAAAGUGAAAAAGCCAAUAGUAGAGCCACUUACAAGUGAUGAACUUUGGUGGAAUUGGAGAAAGCCUGACAAGGAGCAAUGGUCUAGAUGGCAAAGGAGGAAACCAGAUGUUGAAACGGUUUUCCUCAAAGCUAUGGCUGAGACUGGACAAGUGAAGCUUUAUGGUGAACAACCAACACUAACAGAGACAUCACUCUACAGAGCAAGACGCCAUCUUUUUAAAGAGGAAAGGCUAAAUGCUGAACAAGAGAGAUUGCAGAGCAUAGGCCCCAUGGCAUAUUACUCUGAAUGGGUUAAAGCAUGGAAAAGAGAUACUUCACGUGAAGCUAUUCAGAAACAUUUUGAAGAGACCGGUGAAGAUGAGAAUACACAACUUAUUGAAAUGUUCAGUCAUCAGACAGAUAGAGAAUAUCGCAUAAUGAUGGGGACUGAUGUUCGAAUACGCAGGGAUCCUUUGGCUAUGCGCAUGCGUGAGGAUCAAAUAAAGCAAAUAUGGGGUGGGGAUCCCGUUUAUCCAACUAUCAACUACAUUCAAGACCCAGAUGUUGUGAUUGAUUAUAGAGGUCCAGAUUUUCAUGAACCUACACCUGACAUGCUAGCUCUUCUAAAGGAGCAUGGAAAAAUCAUUUCAAGGGAGGACCUAGAAAAGCUUUUGGCCAAAGAGAAGACUGAAGAGCAUGAGAUGGCAGAUAUGGAUGACGCUAUGGCACGUGCUGUGGAUAUUGGUGAGAAUGAGGAUGAGGAUGAGGAUAGUGACUUGGAGGGCAAUGAUGAGAAGGAAGAGAAGAUUGAUAGAAAGUGGAGUGUCCUUAAAAGCAAUUCUCAGCUUCGCAAGUCAAAGGACAAACCUAAGAAGAAAAAUUCCUUGUCUUUGGAUGAGGCUGUAGAUGAUUCAGAGAACUUGACUGAUUUUCUUUUGGACUUCGAUGAAGAAGAGUAACACCUGCAAUAACUGAAAUACUGAUUGACUUCAGCAUUAGGGUAUGGAUGAUUAAUGUGGCAUCAUUGUUUAGCAUGUAUUUCGUACUUGUAUAUAAGAUGACAAGAUUUAAAUUUUUUCCUGUUACUUUAAUUGUAUGUAGUAUGUAUUCGUCACAGUCCAUGGUACAUUGGUACUGCUGUUUACAGAUCAGCUUCUGUGAACAUUUUUGGCGUAUUACCUGGGCGAGUUUGUACUUUGCAAUCAGAAGUGAGGAUCACUUUAGCACCCAAUGAACAAACGCAACAAUAGGCAGCAGGCAUGUAUGGUAGGUGAUUUAUCAAAUGGAGCCACGGAGAACCCCUUUGCUGUAAAAAAUUGCAGUACCAUCCAUGCUUCUGGAUCUGAAUCACUCGUCAUAACCAUGGAAGUAUCAAUAAUUUAGAUAUGUGGAAACUGCAGAUGGUCCUGUUACGUUUGUUGUACAUUGUAACUCUUGUAAGUCAUGUAUGUAACCUUGUUAAUUCUUGUGAGUCAUGUAACCUUGUUAGUGACUUAGUGUAUAAACUAAAUGAUUCAGAUGUUUAUAGUUGACAUCGGUGUCAAAUGAUGUUGAUUUCCUUUUAUUUGGAUGGUAUUAUUGUAAGUAAUAUAGUUCUACUUUGACCUCUAUUAAAAAAGUUUGAAUGACAUAGAUUGAACAA
Chenopodium quinoa (quinoa) is the source of this 3135-nucleotide messenger RNA. RefSeq names its product protein PLASTID TRANSCRIPTIONALLY ACTIVE 12-like. Gene Ontology annotation, biological process: positive regulation of red or far-red light signaling pathway; positive regulation of DNA-templated transcription; response to light stimulus. NCBI's taxonomy places the organism in Eukaryota, Viridiplantae, Streptophyta, Magnoliopsida, Caryophyllales, Amaranthaceae. The transcript has 10 exons. The coding region runs from base 890 to 2452 and encodes 520 amino acids. Gene Ontology annotation, cellular component: nucleus; chloroplast. The record is from RefSeq and is a predicted model, not a curated record.